AUGCUUGUGUCAAGUAGAAUUGGAUUUAAGAAUUAUAUCAAUUGGCAGAAGCUGGUAGUAAACCAUGUGAUUUCUGUUCGGCAUAUGUCGGCCGGCCCAACCUCCAAACGACUACCAUUGGAAGGUGUCAAGAUUGUGGAUUUGACCAGAGUACUAGCUGGCCCAUACUGUACACAAAUAUUGGGUGAUCUGGGAGCUGAUAUUUUUAAAAUUGAGCAUCCUACUCGAGGUGAUGACACUCGGGCAUGGGGUCCACCAUUUGCUGCACCCAAUGAAUCAGCUUACUUUUUGGGUGUGAAUAGAAAUAAAAAAUCAAUUGGGCUUGAUUUCCAAUUUGAAGAAGGGAGAAAAAUCAUUCAUGAACUUGUCAAGUCGGCAGAUGUUCUGGUAGAAAAUUUUGUCCCCGGAGUGCUUUCGAAAUAUGGUCUUUCAUAUGAUCAGCUGUCGAAAAUUAAUGACAAACUUAUCUAUGCUAGUAUCACUGGCUAUGGCCAGACUGGGCCUUAUCGUCUCAGACCAGGUUACGAUGUCAUGGUGGAAGCAGAAUUUGGUUUAAUGCAUAUCACAGGUACUCCUGAUGGGCCACCCGUUAAAGUCGGAGUUGCAGUAACUGAUUUGACCACUGGUCUCUAUGCUGCGAACUCCAUUAUGGCGUCUUUGAUUCACAGAUCAGUCUCAGGCAGGGGUCAGCAUUUGGACAUCUGUUUAUCUGAUUGUCAAUUAGCUACAUUGGCUAAUAUCGCUAGUAGCGUGCUUGUAUCAGGGCAACCCGACGAAGGACGCCAAGGUACAGCUCAUCCUAGUAUUUGUCCAUACCAGGCAUUCGACACUGCUCAGGGUGGGAGUAUCAUGAUUGGAGGUGGUAAUGAUAACCUUUUUAGACAUAUUUGUGAUGCAUUGGGCAAACCAGAAUGGAAAGAGGAUCCUAGGUUCUUGACUAAUGCGCUUCGAGUCAAGCAUCGUGAAAUCCUCGUACCAGCCAUCUCUCAAAUUACACAAACGAAGACCACUAAAGAAUGGCUGGAUCUUUUUGAAGGUCGCCCCUUUCCAUAUGCUGCUGUCAACGAUGUUCUAGGUGCACUCAAUCAUGAGCAUUCAAGAGCCCGUAACAUGGUUGUCGAAGUAGACCACCCUACUUGUGGAUCUGUGAAGCUUGUAAAUUCACCAGUAAAGUACUCUGAGACCCAGCCUACCGUUCGUUGGGCUCCACCGACUCUUGGUCAACAUACGAACGAGAUACUAAGCAGCAUUGGUUACAACAAUGAUCAAAUCGAAUCCCUUCGUACUAAUGGUGUCAUUGGUUGA
Sugiyamaella lignohabitans is the source of this 1305-nucleotide messenger RNA. RefSeq lists its product as uncharacterized. The transcript has a single exon. Gene Ontology annotation, molecular function: catalytic activity. The coding region runs from base 1 to 1305 and encodes 434 amino acids. Lineage: Eukaryota; Fungi; Ascomycota; Dipodascomycetes; Dipodascales; Trichomonascaceae. The record is from RefSeq and is a predicted model, not a curated record.